AUGAAAUUUGCUUUCUCUAUAUCUGUCUAUUUCUAUAAUUUUAUGUGCUCUAUAUUGUAAUGCGCUUUCAUCCUAUCAUGCUUUUUCUAUUCAGACAAUGUACGGGGUCUGUGGGUUCCCUUAUCAAGAGAGGUAAUGUGGGUUAUUUAACUUUUUUAAGCAUUUUCUUUGAUUUUACCUUAUUCGUAUUAAUUAUCUUUUGCUGUAGACGAACGUUAGACUUAGCUUUAUUAAGAGUCUUAUUGCUUUUAAGAGUUCAUCAAGACACUUAAUAUGCUGUUUGAAGAAAGUGUGGAGGAAAUUUUAUCUUCAAAGUAGCAUUUUAUUGGAUCUUAAACAGAAUCAAAAUAUUCAAUGCAUUUUGUGUACAUUUCUAUUAACAAUGUAAUGUCCUAUUAAAAAAAAUUUCCUUUCUAAAUUUUUUUUUCAGUCUCCAUUAACUUUAAAUAAAAUUCACGCGGAUGA
Messenger RNA from Tetrahymena thermophila SB210, 465 nucleotides. Its product is annotated as transmembrane protein, putative. The transcript has a single exon. The record is from RefSeq and is a predicted model, not a curated record. Lineage: Eukaryota; Ciliophora; Oligohymenophorea; Hymenostomatida; Tetrahymenidae.